Messenger RNA from Aphanomyces invadans, 624 nucleotides. RefSeq lists its product as hypothetical. The record is from RefSeq and is a predicted model, not a curated record. Lineage: Eukaryota; Oomycota; Saprolegniomycetes; Saprolegniales; Verrucalvaceae. The coding region runs from base 27 to 563 and encodes 178 amino acids. The transcript has a single exon.
UCCGUCCUUCGGUGCGCUUCGGUAACAUGCUGUGUCGUCGUGGCGCAAGGUGGCGUGGCGUCGGCCCAGGCCGGUGCUUGACCAGCAAGGCGUGCAUGUCGUACCAUCUUGUGGGCCAUGGAGAGGGUGUCAAGUGUACCAUGAAGCGACCUGAUGGGAUAUCCAUCUCGACAGAUAUCCCGAAAGCCAUGGGUGGCUCGAACACUGCGCCGCAACCUGUCGAGCUCUUCUUGACUUCGCUGUGCGGAUGCGAAUUGGCGACUGCGCAAUUCGUCGCCAGGCACAUGACACCUCGUAUGACGAUUGAAAAGAUCGAAUUCAACGUUCAAGCCAGUCGAAAAAAGCAGGGGGCGCUGCAUCUCCCGCUCGGAAACCAUGACGAUGCUCCACUCGCCCGUCCUGACCGAAUAUGGGGUCAAGCACUCGUGUACACGUCGGCUACCCAGAAGCAAGUUGACCAGCUUGCGGCUGAAGUCAAGACGCGAUGCCCGAUUGCAAACAUGACCGUUCUCUCGGGGUGUGUUCUCGACAUCGAGUGGAUUGCCCGUCGAGUAGUCGAGUAGAUCGUGUCCAUCGCCUUUUAAGUCAGUCCAAACACGUAUCCAAAAUGGAUGUGCAACGAAA